AACGGCCGGGGAAGUCCAAACUCCAAACUCAAAAUUCAAACUCGCUCGCUCCACCCUGAAAACUUCGUCUUCCGCUCCGCGUCCAUACCCCGCAGUCCCCUCGCUCUCACUCCCCUCUGUCGAGGCCCCAUGGCCGUGGCGGCACGGGAAGGCGCUCGCGGCGGCGGCGGCGGCGGCGACGCGUGGGCGGAGAUCCUGGCCAGCGGCGGCGGCGGCGGGCCUCGCAUCGGCGCGGUGUACGAGCGCCGCCGGGCGCAGGAGGCGUCGAGGCAGAGGAACGCGGACGCGAGAGGCGGCUUCGCGGCGGCUGUCGAGAACCGGCCGAGCUUCGCGCCGGUCAAGCGGACCAGCUGGAACCGGUCGCUCUCCAUCAGAGGGCGGGAAAGUAUAUUUUUUGCUCCCGGGACAAAUCUUCAGCCUCAACAGAAACUCUGCAGAGCACUCAAACGACCACCAAAACCGUGUAACAGAGUGAAAAAACCUCUUGGAGGGCCACCCGACUUGAGUAAAGAAAAGGCUUAUUUUGAAGAAGUCGAUGCUUUUGAGCUGAUGGAAGAGAGCCCUUCGCCCAAGAACUUUGGCACAUGGGCAGGAGGGAUGGAGCAGAGUACCAUUUUGCAUGAUCUGCCUGCAAUAUUGGAGAGGUGGAAAAUCUUCAAGCUUGCAAGAUGUGCAACAUCCAAUCCAUUGUUUAAUAUCAUGGAGACCCCACUUGUCCCAUCAGUCAACAGUAACUGCAGUACAGAAAAUUAUUCUGAAAAAGGUUAUAGGACACCUGAAAAGGACAGAGGGUCAGGGAUGCACCCAACAAGGACAAUCCUUUCAGGAUACACUAAUGAGAGUACAAAGAACAUUGCAGGCGAAACUAGCAUUGUCACGUCCUUUAGUGAGCUUAACAUUGAGGAACCCCCCCGCACCAGCAUUCCCUCAUCAAGUGGUGAAGCUCUGACUGCCUUUGCACAACUUCUCAUGGUUUGCAGGCAAUCUGCACCAGCUACUUUAGCAGAUGUUUUUUCUGCUUACUGCAAGUUAGGCAGCAUAGUGAAGCUUGGUGAAGGAACUUACGGCGAGGCCUACAGGGCUGGAAGCACUGUCUGUAAAGUAGUUCCCUUCGAUGGGGAUUCAUUGGUCAAUGGAGAGACCCAGAAGAAAUCGGAAGAAGUACUCGAGGAAGCUUUGCUUUGUCUAACACUAAAUAAUUUGAGAACGGGCCAGGGAGAUAAAGCAAAAGACUAUUCAUGUGAUGGCUUCAUUGAAACUAAAGAGUUUUGGGUUUGUAAGGGACCAUAUGACCCUUCACUGAUUAGUGCUUGGGAAGAUUGGGAUUCCAAACAUGAAUCUGAGAAUGAUCAUCCAAAGGACUUUUCAAACGAUCAGCAUUAUAUUAUCUUUGUACAAGCAGACGGUGGGAGAGACCUUGAAAAAUUCGCUUUACUCGACUAUAAUGAGGCUCGCAGUCUACUGCUUCAAGUUACUGCCUCCUUAGCUGUAGCUGAGAGUGCCUGUGAAUUUGAACAUCGAGAUUUGCAUUGGGGUAAUAUUCUUUUGGCUCGUGAUGAAAUGUCAAACAAGGAUCAUACAAUGAGCAUCACUCUUCAAGGGAAGAGGAUUCGUGCUAGAACUUUUGGUUUGACCAUCUCCAUAAUUGACUUCACUCUUUCUCGGAUCAAUACAGGGAAUGCCAUUCUCUUUCUUGACCUGUCUGAGGACCCUGAUUUAUUUAAAGGAGCAAAAGGAGACAAGCAGGCAGAAACUUACCGCAAGAUGAAACAAAUUACCAAGGAAUGCUGGGAAGGCAGCUUCCCAAAGACAAAUGUCGUCUGGCUAAUUUACCUUGUGGACAUUGUGCUACAGAAGAAGUACGAGGCGUGCAACUCCACAGACGAGAGAGAGCUCCGGUCGUUCAAGAAACGGCUUUCCUCGUGCAGUUCUGCUAGAGAUUGCCUUGCUGAUCCCAUUUUCAGCGAUCUGCUGUUGGAAGAGGAGGAUGUGCGACCCUCAGCAAUGCCUCCCCUGUAGUUGCAUCCGCCCGUCGAUUAACCAUUUCGUUGGCUUGGGGUUUAGGGUUUAGGAAUGUGGUGGGCACUAGAGAUCGAACAUGCAUGUUUGUUCGUCCCCACAUGGCAUGCAAGAGAGCUUGCUGUCUAACUGUGUAAUAUGGCCGCUGUCGCUUGUAGAACUACUUGAAUAUAUCUAUGCAAAACUGCUAUAUGCAGCUGCAACCAUUCAGCAACAAAA
This is a messenger RNA of Triticum aestivum (bread wheat), 2238 nucleotides long. RefSeq names its product serine/threonine-protein kinase haspin homolog. Gene Ontology annotation, molecular function: histone H3T3 kinase activity; ATP binding. The transcript is spliced from 15 exons. Gene Ontology annotation, biological process: protein phosphorylation; intracellular signal transduction; mitotic cell cycle. Bases 130 to 2019 code for a protein of 629 amino acids. NCBI's taxonomy places the organism in Eukaryota, Viridiplantae, Streptophyta, Magnoliopsida, Poales, Poaceae. The record is from RefSeq and is a predicted model, not a curated record. Gene Ontology annotation, cellular component: cytoplasm; nucleus.